Messenger RNA from Blepharisma stoltei, 315 nucleotides. NCBI's taxonomy places the organism in Eukaryota, Ciliophora, Heterotrichea, Heterotrichida, Blepharismidae. The record is from the annotation of a GenBank genome assembly.
AUGGAAACCCAAAAAGCCAGCACUUUACCAUCAAAAAACCCAAUUGAGUGGCUUAAUCAAUUUUUAGAGAGCCCUAAUCCAUCAACAAAAGAAAAUUAUGAAGGUCUUAAUAAACUGACCUAUAGAACUGGGAAUCUAAACACAUUAUACGAAAUCAAAGGCAAGCUUGAGCUAUUACUUCACACAAAGCAAGAAAUUGUGAAUGGGUUUGAAAAUUACCAGGCUGCUGAACUUGAAGAUGAGGUCUCGUCUGAAUCGACUUCGAGCGAGCAUGGAAAUGAGUAUGUCCCGUUUUCAGAUGAAGAAAACCAGUAA